Molecule: messenger RNA, 514 nt
Organism: Chinchilla lanigera (long-tailed chinchilla)
Lineage: Eukaryota; Metazoa; Chordata; Mammalia; Rodentia; Chinchillidae
Gene: Ss18l2
Product: synovial sarcoma translocation gene on chromosome 18-like 2
Exons: 3
Coding region: 75-308 (77 amino acids)
Biological process (GO): positive regulation of transcription by RNA polymerase II
Cellular component (GO): nucleus
Molecular function (GO): transcription coactivator activity
Source: RefSeq, a predicted model, not a curated record
GUGAGCUCAAGGCCAGCCUGAACUGCAUAGCAAGACUGUGUCCCAAAAAGACAAAAAAAAAUAAAGAAAAAGAGAUGUCGGUCGCUUUCGUCCCCUACUGGAUGAGAGGCAAGGCGGUGGUUGAUCAAGAAACGAUCCAGCGACUGCUAGAGGAGAAUGACCAACUGAUCCGUUGCAUCGUGGAGUAUCAGAACAAGGGCUGCGCGAACGAGUGCGUUCAGUAUCAGCAGGUGUUACACAGAAAUCUCAUUUACUUAGCUACCAUAGCAGAUGCCAGCCCAACCAGCACUGCAGAAGCAAUGGAGUAAUUUUCUAGUUGUCUGUUGUAAGAGUCAGCGGAUAUAACCUGGCUUCUGUGAAAUGGAAACAGGAUCUUUGUCAUCUCAGCUGCUUAAAACAUGAACGAAACCUCCGUGCUGCUUUUUCAAAUGUGAAAAUGUGAAGAAACCUAUUAACUUCGCUGGAGUCUCAGUGUAAAUAUUUAUUUUCAUAAUAAAUCAGAUCCCGCACUGAA